AUGUCUUCAAAGUCAAGACAAAAACAACAAAACUCCAAAACUCUUUCUGCUUCUGAUGAAGAAAUCAAAUACAGGAGAAAAUAUAAAGAACUUAAAAAAAAAAUACAUGAAAUGGAAGAGUUGAUAGGAGCAAAAAAAAGCAUACAACGAUUGAAGAUAGAAAGAAGUUUUCUAGUGGAUCGUUUAGAGCAAUCACAACAACAAAUCAAUAACGAAUCUGAGUCAGAGACCUCAUCAUCUCCACAAAGAGCAAUGGAAUCAGAUGAUGAAUUAUCUUCGUCACAAGAAGAAUUGCUUGAAGAUUCACAUGUAGGGAAACGUAAAAAACAAGUUAAAGAUCCAAAUGCACCUAAAAGACCACGUAACGCAUUCUUGAUAUAUUGUCAGAAUCAACGUGAACAAGCAAGAGAAGAAAAUCAAAACAACAAAGAAUUUCAAGGUGUUACUAGAAUUUUAAGUCGGAAAUGGAAGGAUUUGCCAGAAAAUGAAAGAAAAGUUUAUUUUGAAAUGUAUGGCAAAGAAAAAUUACGUUAUGAAAAAGAAAUGUCUAGUUAUGUUGGAGCUUCGUCAAAUAAUUAUAUCGGCCCUGAGGAUUCGCAAAGAAAUCAAAAUAUAUCAAUAAUGACGAUAGAAGAUGUCAAUAUCAAUAAUGUUACCAAUAGUGUUAAUGAACAUUCUAUUUGUUACGAUGAUCAAGCAAAUGCUGAACAACAACAAAUUUCUUCAAAAAACGCCUAUAAUCAUUACAAUUGUCAAGAAGAAAAGUAUCAAGGUGGAGUUGAUGCAUGUGCCACAGAGCCGGGAGCCAAUGAUAUAAAAGACCACCUAAUGAUGAUGACGAUCAAAGCGAACGGAUAUGAAGAAGACGCUUCAAAUUCUUCUGGUAAUGAAAGAAUGUUUGAUGAAUUAGCAGCGGACAUACCAUAUAAUAGAUUUGAUAUUAUUCAACAGAGUUCCACUGAUCAAUCUAACAAUGAUGCUGGAAAUUGGUUAAAAAAGACAGCUGAAUUAAUUGUUGAAGGUGGUUGUAAUUUAGAAGGAUAUGAUAGACACGAUGCACACAAUUUGUUGUCAGAAAAUGAAGAUUAA
This is a messenger RNA of Entrophospora sp. SA101, 1089 nucleotides long. The record is from the annotation of a GenBank genome assembly. NCBI's taxonomy places the organism in Eukaryota, Fungi, Glomeromycota, Glomeromycetes, Entrophosporales, Entrophosporaceae.